Molecule: messenger RNA, 672 nt
Organism: Stereum hirsutum FP-91666 SS1
Lineage: Eukaryota; Fungi; Basidiomycota; Agaricomycetes; Russulales; Stereaceae
Exons: 4
Coding region: 1-672 (223 amino acids)
Source: RefSeq, a predicted model, not a curated record
AUGCCCAUCUUCGCCUUCACUGCUGGAUCUUUGGACGAUAUCAUCACAGUCAUCACUCUCGCAACACAAAUAGCCAAGGUCCUUGCCGAGAGUACCGACUCGACGAACGAACACAGAUUCCUCGCUGCCGAGCUCACGACGUUCACUGAUACCCUCAGGAUUGUUCGUCGUGAGCUUGAGUCACCUACUCUCAGUAACUCGGCGAGGCGUGCUCUGAUGCAGUCAGUAUUGAGUUGUAAAGAAAUCCUUUCAGAGAUGGAGCAAAAAACGAUGAGUGUUAGAGGAUUCAGUGGACAAGAACCGAGUGUGCGGUGGGUUCUGUUUAACAAAGAGGAGGUGGAAGAGUACAAGAGGAGGCUUUCGUCGCAGUGGGCGUGCAUGAACACCAUUCUCGAGGCUUCAAACAGGUGCUGUGCAAUCCGCCAGACAACGUCUUCCAUCGAGAAUACUGCCAUCGGAAUAGCUCAAUCCACCUCGUCCAUGCACGCCACCAUCCUCGACAUUGCUCAAUCCAUCGCCGUCUUCCAGAACCUAUUCCUGCGCCAUAUCCACAACGUCGCCGAUCCUGUCGACCUUCAAUCAUCUCUAUUCUUCGUUGACCUCCUCGGAGAGAAAAACGUCGUGCCAAUGAACUUCUGUGAAUCCGAAGAGCUUUGUAUCUCCAAGCCCUAA